AUGAAUCCUUACAAUCCAUAUGGAGGAAUGUUGACAACUUACACCCACCCUUCGGUUCCUCUUAUAUAUGAUAUGCAUCAUAUGAGGAUGCUGCUGCCAAUGGAAAUGGCACAUGAGCCCAUGUAUGUGAAUGCCAAGCAGUACCAUUGGAUUCUUCAUAGAAGGCAAUCACGUGUUAAAGCAGAGCUUGAAAAGAAAUUGAUAAAAGUUCAGAAGUUUAGUUACGCAAUGAUGUAUGUACAGCUGACGAGAGUGAGGGGCGGUCUCCCUACUUCCUACUGGACGUGGAAAUACUUGCUCACAUUCUUGCCGGACGGCUCGUGGGCAAAGAACCGCAAUCAGAAAAUGACAGUAACUUCAGAUGUCGAUAUUGAAUGUGACAAUGCCUACGAGCAUAAAGAAACAGCACGAAGAACAAUUAAAGCUAAUGAAUCUGUUGUCAAUGAGUCGACUCCAGUGCAACAAAUACGUGCAUCAUUUUUAUCUGAGACAUCGACAAAACUCAACGCACCUAUAGCCUGGAAGCAAGAACAAGCAUGA
Molecule: messenger RNA, 540 nt
Organism: Fraxinus pennsylvanica
Lineage: Eukaryota; Viridiplantae; Streptophyta; Magnoliopsida; Lamiales; Oleaceae
Source: the annotation of a GenBank genome assembly